GUCACAUCCGGUUUCAGCACCACGGCUAGCUCCCUCCCGCAUUCUCGUGAUUUAGCUCGUGCACCCCUGUGCUUGUUUUGCGGAGCCAACUUUUGACUAAAGGCUGGUGGAGUUGUGAUUUGAGAAAGCUUAAUGGUUUUUCUUUCCAUGUUUCGCAUGCGAGGUGGCUGACAGAAGAAAGACAUAAGGAAGAGGAUCUUCAGCACAAGGCAUUGAGAUGCAUUGAACAUCAUGCAGUGACGGCUCCUCACCAGAUUUAUUAUUUACCCUUUAUUUUUGUGCUCAGCUCUGCAACGAAGAUUGCAAGACGACGCGUAAAAGAGGAGGAAGACAUUAGUGAAAAAGACAAUCUGCAUGUGAAAGUACUGGAUUUGGUGCUAUCGGAGGCAAGAGAUGCAGCCUACUAGCAAGCUUCUGAGUCUCACCCUCCUCGUCUUGAUGGGCACUGAACUCACCCAAGUAGGUUUAUAAACGCCAUUUUACUCCCUAUUUAAGAUACUCAAACCAUGAUUAGCGAAUUAUCCUACAGAGUACCUACUUAAAGAAGGUGUAGACCUAGAGAUUUAAAUAUUUUAUAAAAUCGAGACGAUAAAGGGAUUUCAUCCCCUUCGUAAAAUUUGAUAAGCGCUAAUGCGCAUCCGCGGAGGUGUUUCUAUAGCCACAUGUAUGAUAUCUAUUCCUGCUUGUCUAGAAUAAAAAUGUGACAAUCAAUUAAAUAGUCUAGGCUAUAUUUAAAUAUUUAAAUUGUUGUUUCACAUUCAAUUCAUCUAACUAAUUAUAUAUUCACUCCAAUUAUGUUUGAGAUAAUCAAAUUUCUUAUUUCUAAAUCGAAAUCAGCGAGCAAAACGACUGAAUGAAAGUUAAUCACAUGGCAUUAGCAGUGAUAGCCUACUGUAUCAACUAACAGCCCAUAUAGUUUCACCUGAACUGAGACUUUGGGUAAAUCUUGUUAAACUUUCAGCCCAUUGCGGAGUCCCUAUCCCAUUCAGGGGGUUCUUGGUGUGACUAUCCAAAUCCGCAUGUCUGAAUACUUAUUUUGGAGAAUUGAGAAGCGAUACUAAAGAUAGCGAGCAAAAUAUCUUCAAAUUAGUCAAUUAUUAAUUUCACAAUGACAUAAGUAGGCCACUUUUACAUACAUGGAGGAAUAACGCUGUUUUGAGAAUAUCUAUCAAACAUGCUGAUAAGAUGUGACUUCAGUUUCAUUAAGUCAGAAUUACAGGCCUAUUGGUCUAAUAUGGCAGAGGAAAGGCUAAAUAAGAAAGCUUAACAAGCAUUGCAUAAACAAGAUUCUACCGCAGGUUGUAGCAUGAAUAGCCUCAUCUCUUUACAUUGAUACUACAGGCAAACAGAAAUCAUUCAACACAGUAAUAAUAAACUGCUAUUUAAAAUGCGAAACAAUUAAAAAAUCAUCAGACUUUUUGUUAUGAUUAAUAGCUGUGAUUAAUAACUAGUAUUAAUUUGUAAUGCUGGUCUGUAUGAACAUGCUCUUCUUAAUAUCUCAAUUUUAUUUUCAAGGAAUUGUUUCUCUGUUCAGAGAUGCAUUGCACUCCACAGUGCCACAGCGCCUCCCCCUGGCAGCCACAAUGCCACCUACAUUUCCCAACUGUCUUGGGACACCAACAGGGUGUUCAAGCUUUUGUUGUAGCCCAGCACUACCACACUUGAUCACACGCUAAUCAACUGAUCAUCAAACUCUGGAUUCGUUGAAUCAGGCAUUUGGUGCUUUCAAAUAGUCAUGACAAAUUGACAUUCUUAUUUACAUUCCUGAAGCUGGUAUGGCAGGCUAUGGCACUAAGUCUAGGCUACACAGUAUCUGACAAGUGGGCGUGCAAUACCAUUUGUAACGACAAGGUGGCGGAAUGUCCCUAGAUAUCCCUGCACCUGGUUGGUUAAGCAAAACAGGACCAUGGACAGCGCUAGAGAUUCUGCCUGCAUGUGCCAUUAUUGCGCCACGGACAUUGUUCCUGCCUGAUGUUAAAUCUGAUGUCGUUUAAAAUCUCUACGAUUAAUCAGAUGUCCCUAGAUUACGAAUUGUCGUUUGCCUAUCUUUAUUGGAUGAAAUGAAACUUGAUUGUACCUUGUGGAGAGUUGUUGCUGAUGGGUUUCAAUGUGGUUGGACUAAUCCAGUUCUUCUCCCCAUCGAGAGUCAUCCAGCCACCGCUAUUAAGUAACCUACACAAUUAAGGCAUCCAGUCUGAGAAUGCUGUUUUCUUUAGGUUCGUUUGGCCUCAUUUUGUCUCCAUUGCUUUUGUGGGGUUUCAUGCUUAACUUGAUUAUAUCACACAUUGACUUCAAAGUCUGGAGUCAUGUUAUUUAGAUAUAGUUUUCCCUGGCAUGAAGAUAAUCUCUUGUAUUUGGUAUAGAAGGUGGAAAGGUGCAGAAUGCUGUCUCGUUGUGGCAAGCGCGAAAGCGUGGCACCAUGGAUUUUAGCUGAGGGUUUUUCUAUCCGUGCGCGGUGGGCGGGGGUAUCCAGCGAAUGGGAGAGGCGACUGAAUUCCGUCAUCUUAUAAACUCGAGAUUGAUUGCAGGAGAACGGCAUCACAUUUUAAAGCAACCGCAUUGACCCAUCAUCACAGUCGCUUUUGAAGAGAGCAGAACCUCCACCUGUCAUCCAAACAUGUUCAAACCCAGACUGUCCGCUGUUGCAGCCAUGCCGUUGCAUCAAAUGACUGGCAAUAUUAUUUGCCUACUUAGUUCUCCACUGGAAUGUGUAUUUUGAUAAUACGAAGAGAGCGCAGAUAUGUCGGUGCCUUUACUGAAGAUUGGAGUGGUGCUUAGCACGAUGGCUAUGAUCACUAACUGGAUGUCGCAGACGUUACCGUCCUUGGUGGGACUCAACACCACCAAUCUCUUGGUAGCUUCAGGAGGGAAAGCGGACCGGAGCAUCGGCGUGAGUGACAGCUGAUUCAGGAACCAUUAGAAUCAUGUACCCUACUGAGGAUAAAUUGCGGGCUUACAUUUGUGCCAAUAGUACGAAUAAAAAUAGUUUAAAAAAAGUUAUUAGUAUGCCUAUAAUUUAUCAUGUUGGUUGUUAAUUGAAAGAAAAAAAAACUGUUGUUGGUUGUGCAUCAAACGAGAGGAAAAUUGACUGUAGUGACUAUUGCCAAAACGAGUAGGCCUAUCCAUGAACAUAUUGUUGAAUAAACUGCUAAUAAUGAUGUUACUAUUCUUGUUAACCCUAGUGUAGGCCAUACAACAACUUUCACAUAUUCUUUGCUAUAUGGAUGAACUGAUAUAUUGGAGAAGAAGUGUGGCAAUGUGGUCCAAUGAUGGACAAUUAUAACAGUUCUAAGACUGUGACUAAUGUAUUUAAAUAUAAAGAGCAAAAUUAGGCUACAUUAUAUAGACUAACAGCAAAUGUGGCAUGUUAUAGACAUAAUGGAUCUUAGCAUAAUACACUGCAUGUCACUAAUUGCCAGAGUACAUCUAGAGCCAUAUUUCUAUUCAUAUCUAAAUUGCUCUGGGUUCAUGUAGUGGUAAAACUUAAACCAAUCGACAUUUAGACCAGCCUCAGUAUCUAAUUAUUACUCCGAAGGCUUGUUGCUAAAUAGGCUAUGACUGUUUUACUGAAUGACUCUACCCCAUGAUAUAUUGGAGGGUUGAAAAUGUAAGGUUAAAUUGACUUACAUGGCACAGAUUAAAUUCCUGUAGGCUAUGUUAAAACAUUACAAGUACUAGAUUAUGAAUUAAUAUUAUCACAAUCCAGCAAAGCUAUUUGAGUAGAUUUACAAAGAUGUUUCCCUCAAUUUGCCAGCCCCUUUGUCUUUAGAAUGUGGACAGUCUGUUUGAUUGUUGAAGAUUAGGGUGGAGCAUACUGCAAGGUUCAACACUACAGAUUGCAUUUUACGUAAUCAUACUCCAUCAUCUUGGAACAAGGUUAUGUAAAUCCCUGUGGUGAAAUGAUUCCGCUUCAAACUAGCACACAUUUUCGGCAGAGAUCGUGAUUUUUGUCCAAACCUCCCAAAAUGUAAUUACAUUGUUUUGUAAGCAAAUGCGUUUUAGAUAUGAGUGGUGAGUAGUGAUGUGGUGUGACUAGUAACGUGGUGUAUCUUAAACUACUGAGCUACGGUGAGCCUUGCCAAGCCAAGCUGGACUGUACUGGCCUGGUAAACCAUCCUCCACAGUUGGUGAAACGGUGCUGGAAAGGACAAUGUGAGAGCCAGUACAGUAUGGUAUGAAAAUGGAAAUACUGUCACAUCACAUUUAUUUAUUUUUAUUUAUUUUUGGUCAUUUAGCAGACGCUCUUAUCCAGAGCGACUUACAGGAGCAAUUAGGGUUAAGUGCCUUGCUCAAGGGCACAUCGACAGAUUUUUCACCUAGUCGGCUCAGGGAUUAGAACCAGCGACCUUUCGGUUACUGGCACAACGCUCUUAACCACUAAGCUACCUGCCGCCCCAUCCUUAACCACAUCUUUAUAUGAAUAAUCAUUUUCCAUUCAUCUCUGUCUCUCUCCCUGACUGGCCCCAUCCUUGUCUGUCUGUCUGUCUUAUCUUCUCUCUCCCUGUCUGUCUGUCUCUCUCGUAGGUGCUGCCAGCCAACCCUGAGGAGUCAUGGCAGGUGUACAGCUCAGCCCAGGACACGGAGGGCCGCUGUGUCUGCACCGUGGUGGCGCCUCAACAGACCAUGUGCUCGCGGGACGCCAGGACCAAGCAGCUCCGGCAGCUGCUAGAAAAAGUAAUCACCCCAUGUAGCAUGACGUAUUACAGUACCCAUUACCUCCUAUUAUCAGAGCUCCACUAGAACCAACACCAUUCACCAGUUGCACCAACACUACCAUUACAUCUUAUUUUCAGCAGUAAGAGCCUCUGGCCAGAGGACAAGAGUCACUCACAUGUAUGGUUCCUUGAGAAUAGCAGUUCAGUUCACCCUGCAGUAUUUUGACAAUAUUAAUUUCCCAUCAUCAUCAUUUGAUAUGAUCUGAAAUUGUCUUAUACAGUAGAUUUGUUUGGAAGCCAGGUGUUGCACACAUUUGGCACCUUGAUGGGGAAUAACCGGUAGUCAAUGUUAGCAUACUCUCAAUCCCUAUCACUGAUGUAGGUCUUUCUGAUUCGCUUGAUCUUCAAGUACACGUAACAGUAUAUUGCUCUUGAGCACUUGAAUCACUGUAAUGUCUGGCUAGCCACAUUAGAGAUUACAGUGACAGUUUUUGCAGUCAAUCAUCCACAGUACAGUGCCUUAGGAAAGUAUUCAGACCCCUUGACUUUUUCCAAAUUUUGUUACGUUACAGCCUUAUUCUAAAAUGGAUUAAAUAAAAACAUUUCCUCAGAAAUCUACUCACAAUACCCCAUAAUGACAAAGCGAAAACAGGUUCUUAGAAAUGUCUGCAAAUUUAAAAAUAAUUUACAUAAGUAUUCAGACCUUUGCUAUGAGACUCGAAAUUGAGCUCAGGUGCAUCCUGUUUCCAUUGAUCAUCCUUGAGAUGUUUCUACAACUUGAUUGGAGUCCACCUGUGGCAAAUUCAAUUGAUUUGACAUGAUUUGGAAAGGCACACACUGCCUAUAUAAGGUCCCACAGUUGACAGUGCAUGUCAGAGCAAAAACCAAGCCAUGAGGUCGAACGGAAUUGUCUGUAGAGCUCCGAGACUGGAUUGUGUCGAGGCACAGAUCUGGGGAAGGGUACCAAAACAUUUUCUGCAGCAUUGAAGGUCCCCAAGAACACAGUGGCCUCCAUCAUUCUUAAAUGGAAGAAGUUUGGAACCACCAAGACUCUUCCUAGAGCUGGCCGCCCGGCCAAACUGAGAAAUCGGGGGAGAAGGGCCUUGGUCAGGGUGACCAAGAACCCGAUGGUCACUCUGACAGAGCUCUAGAGUUCCUCUGUGGAGAUGGGAGAACCUUCCAGAAGGACAACCAUCUCUGCAGUACUCCACCAAUCAGGCCUUUAUGGUAGAGUGGCCAGACGGAAGCCAGUCCUCAGUAAAAGGACAUGACAGCCUGCUUGGAGUUUGCCGAAAGGCACCGAAAGACUCUCAGACCAUGAGAAACAACAUUCUCUGGUCUGAUGAAACCAAGAUUGAACUUUGUGGCCUGAAUGCCAAGCGUCACGUCUGGAGGAAACCAGGUACCAUCCCUAUGGUGACGCAUGGUGGUGGCAGCAUCAUGUUGUGGGGAUGUUUUUCAGCAGCAGGGAUUGGGAGACUAGUCAGGAUCGAGGCAAAGAUGAACAGAGGAAAGUACAGAGAGAUCCUUGAUGAAAACCUACUCCAGAGCGCUCAGGACCUCAGACUGGACAAAGGUUCACCUUCCAACAGGACAACGACCCUAAGCACACAGCCAAGACAACGCAGGAGUGGCUUCGGGACAAGUCUCUGAAUGUCCUUGAGUGGCCCAGCCAGAACUUGAACCCGAUCGAACAUCUCUGGAGAGACCUGAAAAUAGCUGUGCAGCGACACUCCCCAUCCAACCUGAUAGAGCUUUAGGGGAUCUGCAGAGAAGAAUGGGAGAACCUUCCCAAAUACAGGUGUGCCAAGCUUGUAGCGUCAUACCCAAGAAGACUCAAGGCUGUAAUCGCUGCCAAAGGUGCUUCAACAAAGUACUGAGUAAAGGGUCUGAAUACUUAUGUAAAUGUGAUAUUUCCAGGUUUAUUUUAUAAAUUAGCCAAUAUUUCGAAAAAUCUGUUUUUGCUUUGUCAUUAUGGCUAUUGUGUGUAGAUUGAUGAGGGAAAAAACAAUUUAAUCAUUUUUAGAAUAAGGCUUUAACCUAACUAAAUGUGGAAAAAGUAAAGGUGUCUGAAUAAUUUCCGACGGCACUGUAUAUCUACAAUUAAUUGUGUCAUGCACCAACAAUUUUGAAGGAGCAUUCAUGGCCAAAUAUCAUAUCUUUGUGUUCACUGAGUGUAUAUCUUGUUUAUUUUUAUUCACAAAAUGUAUCAAAGAGAGGAGGCAGGUGCACUAAACCUGGGAAGACCCUAAAACACUAAAUGUAAACCCAGGUAAAACCAGGUUUCCUUGUAUAUUUGGGGCUGUAUUUAGGUAUUUAUUGUCUUUAUUUUUUUAUUGUGUCCUAUGUGUUAGGUCCAGAACAUGACCCAGUCUAUCCAGGUGCUGGACCAGCGGACCCAGAGAGACCUGCAGUACGUGGAGAGAAUGGAGGUCCAGCUGAAAGGUCUGGAGACCAAGUUUAAACAGGUGGAGGAGAACCACAAGCAGAACAUUGCCAGGCAAUAUAAGGUAUGUCAACAUUGCUCUUACAUAGACAACAUUGUACAAAGAGAUGUGUCCGCAUUUAUCAAGUGUCUCAGAGUAGAAGUGCUGAUCUAGGACCCUCCUGUCUAUAUAAUCUUAUUCAUAAAGAUCUAAAAGUCAAAACUGAUCCUAGAUCAGCACUACUACUCUGGGAAGCGUGAUUCAUACAGCCCCUGGUGGAAAUGAAACCCUUACACCUAAAUGCUUGCCCCUGGAAAAAUAAAUAAACGUUAACUAUUUUGAUGACGUUUAUGUUUGUUUGUGUGUGCAUAUGUGUUCCCCGUCUAUCCUCACCAAUGCAAUGUGUAUGCUAUGUUCUGUCAUGAACAUCACUGGGAGUGAUGACCCUUGCACGUUUUGUGUGUGUAUAUUAGAUAGGCUAGUGAGUUAGAUUAUUCAACACUCAACAGUAUCUCAUUUUUUUGCUUGCAGGGCUAACUUUAGGAAAUUAUAACGCUGCAGAGACUGAAGAGGCAGUUCAAUCCCAGUGUUCUAUCCCUGAACUUGACCAAUGACUAUUUGCACCAUGCAUUCUAUUUGAAAUAUAGCACCUUUUUCACCCUCAGACCUUCACUGCUCUUUGCAUUUCUGCAUGUUACUGUAGAUGCAUUCCAUAAAUAGAUUUUGUUCAGUUUUUGUAUUAUUUUCAUUAAAUUCUUAUUUAAUUUCAUAUCUCGUUUAGUUUAGUAUAUGCAUACUUGGUUACUACAGAGAAAACGGAAACAUUGUUGUAUGUGACAUGAAAGCAUGUAACCCUAAGAUGUUGCAUUUUAAAAGGUGAAAAUAAAAUAUUUUCCCAAUUGUUUUUGGUGUACCGAGGACUUGUUUCAUGCUGCUUAUGUUUGUGAGGAUGUCACAUCUGCUCAUGAUACUGUUGAAUGUGUUAGGUCCACUCUGCACUCACCAUAGGGAGACAGCCAGAGUAGGGCAAGACAGGUGUGGCACACCCAUUUGCUCGCAUAACACUGAACCAAGCCUAUUUUAACCUUUCAGGCAAUAAAAGCGAAAAUGGAGGAACUUAGACCAUUGAUACCAGUGUUGGAGGAGUACAAAGCCGAUGCAAAAUUGGUAUUGCAGUUUAAAGAGGAAAUCCAGAAUCUGACGUCUGUGCUAAAUGAACUCCAGGAGGAGAUCGGAGCCUAUGACUACGAGGAGCUACAAAACAGAGUGUCAAAUCUUGAAGAGAGGCUUCGUGCGUGCAUGCAAAAAUUAGGUAGGCUCAGAUAACACUGAAACACCCCCUUUGCUUCCUUGUGCAAGGGGCCAAUCAGAUCUACAGUAGUCAUUCUUCUCACACCAGCAGAUCUCAAUCUAUCCACCGCACCUACAUGUUCUACCCCUACAGUAUAUCAGCUUUAACAUACUCAGUUAUUCUCUCAUGUUAGGAAAUCAAAGAUGCCUUGACUACAUCUAUUCCUUUUCCUACUCUUACGUGUACUUACAUGCCUACUGCAUCAAUGCUUAACAAUAUUGCUGAUGAAAAAAGAGACUUUGUCCUCAUACAGUAUGUCAAGUUAGACGCUAUAUAAACACGUUAGGAUUUAGAGUUGUUAGCGGGUGAUUUUAAUUAUGUUUUGCUAAUUUAAUCCUAUUUAGUCAAAACUACGUCUCUAGUACAUCAUGUUAUGUGUGCCAGAAAUGAGCUGUGAGCUUAUGUCCACUUCUUGGCUAAAAGCUACACACCAUCGUAGCGGCAGUCAUCUAAAAAUAGUGACAGGAUAUAACAACUGACAGAUUACUUCUCUCAGUAAUCUCCUUGUUGCAUGGGUUGUUCACAGGAAGGAAUAUAGAUACAAAGCCUACCUGUCACAAUAUCUAUUUGAUUGAUGUCACAAAUAAGUGAAAGGCUGAAAGUACAGAUGUAGGAUCUAAAUUUGAGCCAGUUUGCUACAGCGGGAAAAUAAUCCUGCAGCAACAGGACAUUUGAAUUAUUAUGUGGAUUAUAAUUAAUGGACAUUUUUGUAUGGGUUGAUACAUUUUUGGUAAGGGAAUAUCAAGUCUGAAACUUCAAAGUGGAAAUUACAAACUUCAGAAGCCUUUUUAAACAUCAAUUACACUACAAGUUUAAAUUUUCCUGAAUUGCAGGAAAGUUAUUCUGCAACAGGGUGAUCAAAUUAAGAUCCUACAUCUGUAGGUGAAAGGCUGAACAAAUCAAUGAAUGUUGCAAAAUGCUUGUUUAAAAAAAACAGGAGGAAAAAUGUAGAAGAAAUAGAUAGAAGAAAUAUACUGGUAAGGAAUGAGACCAAGGGAAGACAACAUGCAUUGAAGUCAGUUUCCUUCGCACCACUGUAUGAUUCCAUUAUAAGCCAGAUAAUCAUGGCACUGUCGGUAGCAUUGACUGUUAGGAUGCUAAGUGUACCAAUGGGAAUACAUAGACCCUGUAUGGAGGGAGAAGAGCUAAUGUGCUGGCAAAUUCCUAGAAAUGAAAGAAUGUCUCACUACAAUAUCAGAGGAUUAUCCAAUUUUGUUUCAAGUGCUCAGCUUUAACUUUCCAAGUACUAUAGCAAUGGGCGAUAGCAAGAGUUACAUAUUACGGAACACUAUCUAAGAAAAAUGGGGGCUGUUACCUUUUUCUGGAUGUGAAGUGAGGGGGAGGUGUGAGUGUGAAUUGACUCAAAGUUGAAUAUUGCACUCACUGUCCCUGUUUUUAAUAUAGCAUUUGUAGAGGAGAGUAAUUGAGUGUGUGAUUUAUAUAAAAACAGAAAAGUCUGUUUCCAUUAUUCAUAGUUAUCAUUUAUCUAUGACAUUGAAAAGAUACUGUUGUACAGAGACCACAAGCCCAAAGUUAGUGAGCCAACGUUGAGUAAUUUGUAAUUCUGAGGAAAAUAAAUAGAUUGCAGUAGGACUAGAUUCUGGCACACACAUUUAUACAGUAUCUACACAGUUCUUGCUAGAGAGCCCUCCAGCUAAAACACUAAUGUCAAAACCUGAAGAAAUCACUGAACUGAUCACUAGAUUGUAAUACUAAAGCUGGAUUUGUCAUCCUAAACAAGUCAUAUUGAAAAUAUAAUUUUCAACAUAAUUAUAUAUCAACUGUAGUUGGUACAUUAAGGUCACUGACCUACGCAGACAGACAGACACACACACACACACACACACACACACACACACACACACACACACACACACACACACACACACACACACACACACACACUGUUUUCCAACCUAUAGACAGCAUUGAUACUCCAGAGAUAAAUGCAGUAUCUUGCAUUGUGUCUUUGGCUCUUGCAGCAUGUGGGAAGCUAACAGGAAUCAGUGAUCCAAUCACAAUUAAGACGUCUGGAUCAAGGUUUGGAUCCUGGAUGACUGACCCCCUGGCACCUGAGGAUGACACGAGGGUAGGCCUGCUUCUGCAAUGUCUAUCAUAUUUAUUAUACAGUAUAAACAUAAAGCAGAGUCAACUAUUUUCUUUUGUGUUAAUAUGCAAUUGUGAGGACACUCAGGAAAGGUAAAAUAUCAGAUGUAAGAUGUUAGCAUAAAUCAUAUUUGAAUUACCCAAUUACUCAAGUAUUGACCAAAAUGGAUGCCAUUAGAACUUAAGUAAUGUGAUUUCAUACCUCACUGUCUGGGAUUAGCUCACCGGCACCAGAACAAUGGGAGGUACAGUGGGGGAAAAAAGUAUUUAGUCAGCCACCAAUUGUGCAAGUUCUCCCACUUAAAAAGAUGAGAGAGGCCUGUAAUUUUCAUCAUAGGUACACGUCAACUAUGACAGACAAAAUGAGAAUGUUUUUUCCAGAAAAUCACAUUGUAGGAUUUUGAAUGAAUUUAUUUGCAAAUUAUGGUGGAAAAUAAGUAUUUGGUCACCUACAAACAAGCAAGAUUUCUGGCUCUCACAGACCUGUAACUUCUUCUUUAAGAGGCUCCUCUGUCCUCCACUCAUUACCUGUAUUAAUGGCACCUGUUUGAACUUGUUAUCAGUAUAAAAGACACCUGUCCACAACCUCAAACAGUCACACUCCAAUCUCCACUAUGGCCAAGACCAAAGAGCUGUCAAAGGACACCAGAAACAAAAUUGUAGACCUGCACCAGGCUGGGAAGACUGAAUCUGCAAUAGGUAAGCAGCUUGGUUUGAAGAAAUCAACUGUGGGAGCAAUUAUUAGGAAAUGGAAGACAUACAAGACGACUGAUAAUCUCCCUCGAUCUGGGGCUCCACGCAAGAUCUCAUCCCGUGGGGUCAAAAUGAUCACAAGAACGGUGAGCAAAAAUCCCAGAACCACACAGGGGGACCUAGUGAAUGACCUGCAGAGAGCUGGGACCAAAGUAACAAAGCCUACCAUCAGUAACACACUACACCGCCAGGGACUCAAAUCCUGCAGUGCCAGACGUGUCCCCCUGCUUAAACCAGUACAUGUCCAGGCCCGUCUGAAGUUUGCUAGAGUGCAUUUGGAUGAUCCAGAAGAGGAUUGGGAGAAUGUCAUAUGGUCCGAUGAAACCAAAAUAGAACUUUUUGGUAAAAACUCAACUCGUCGUGUUUGGAGGACAAAGAAUGCUGAGUUGCAUCCAAAGAACGCCAUACCUACUGUGAAGCAUGGGGGUGGAAACAUCAUGCUUUGGGGCUGUUUUGAUUUGAUUGGAUUUGAUCCAAAGGACGUCCAGCCAACUUGACACAACUGUGGGAAGCAUUGGAGUCUACAUGGGCCAGCCCCGACAAAUUGAAGCUGUUCUGAGGGCAAAAAGGGGUGCAACUCAAUAUUUGGAAGGUGUUUCUAAUGUUUUGUACACUCAGUGUAUCUGUUCUCUUGCUUCAAAUUCAUGAGGACACAAACACUUAAAAGAGAAUGACUUAAGCGGAGACUACCGUUGAAAAUCUGAGAGAUCAGAGAUAAGUUGAGUCAUCUGCACUGCCUCUCAAUGAUUGAUGAGGGUCGAAGCCCUGGCUUUGUAGAGAGAUUCUGUCUGGGAAUCCUUUGAUAUUCUUAAUUUCAUCUCAGAGUUACAGCAGAAAGACCACACGCUCUCCAUGAUUUCAUAUUACAUGAUGGUUUUAGAUUAUUUUUUGCCAAUAACACACUGUACCGACUUUUUAAUGCACUUGUAUUCCCAUCUAGGUGUGGUACAUGGACGGCUACCACAACAACCGAUUUGUGCGGGAGUACAUGUCCAUCUACGACUUCAUGAAUUCCGACAACUUCACGUCUCACCGCCUCCCCCACCCAUGGUCGGGCACGGGUCAGGUGGUCUACAACGGCUCCAUCUACUUCAACAAGUUCCAAAGCCACACAAUCAUCAAGUUUGACUUCAAGACCUCCGUCAUCAGCAAGUCACGCCAGCUGGACUACGCCGGCUACAACAACAUGUACCACUACUCCUGGGGAGGCCACUCGGACAUCGACCUCAUGGUGGAUGAGGGCGGGCUCUGGGCCGUCUAUGCCACCAAUCAAAACGCAGGAAACAUUGUCAUCAGCAAACUGAACCCCAGCACCCUGCAGAUCAUCAAGAGCUGGACCACCAACCACCCCAAGAGGAGCGCAGGAGAGGCCUUCAUGAUCUGUGGUACGCUGUAUGUCACCAAUGGCUACUCCGGUGGGACCAAGGUGUACUAUGCCUUCAGCACCAACUCGUCCACCUACGAGUACAUUGACAUACCGUUCCAGAAUAAGUACUCUCACAUCUCUAUGCUGGACUAUAACCCUAAAGACAGAGCGCUGUACGCAUGGAAUAAUGGUCACCAGGUGCUGUACAAUGUCACCUUGUUCCAC
Coregonus sp. 'balchen' is the source of this 12882-nucleotide messenger RNA. Lineage: Eukaryota; Metazoa; Chordata; Actinopteri; Salmoniformes; Salmonidae. The record is from the annotation of a GenBank genome assembly.